GGGUGAGAACACAGCGCGACAACGCCGCGUUGAACGUCAAUCAUCUGACUGUGCAUACCACUAACCUCACUUUUCUGCAAGUUUUAUUGAUAUUUUUCUAUUAAAUAACAAUAGAGUUUGAAUAAAAUGGCACAAAUCAGGCAGGAUUUACCGCCUGCUGGCGGCUACGGACCCAUCAACUACAAGAGGAUGCCCAUCAAGCCACUUUUAAGCGGGGCUGCACUGAUUGGUGGAUACCUGGGAAUAACCGCGGGCUCGCUCUAUCUCUACUACCUGAAUUACAAGUCGGUUUUCAACCGAGAACUGGAGGCAAGGGGGGCCAGUCUCGCCUUGUUUCCUAUGCUGUUGGCCGAACGCGACCGCGCCUAUUUGAAGCAGCUUCGAAUCAACCGGGAGGAAGAAAGGGAACUGAUGAAGAACGUGCCCGGCUGGAAGGUGGGAACGUGGUAUGGCGAGCCUAUCUACCUGGGAGGAGAUCCUAACAAAUUCGUCGACCCCCGAAUCCAGGAAUACUACGUGCAUGCGAACUACAAGGAGAUGGCGAAACGAUGCGAAAUGAGCUUGUGGUCCUGAAUUGGUAGUCUUCGGAUAAAGCAUGUAUGUAUAGGAAAGCCGCUUAGCUGGACGUAAAUGUUUAAUUAAUAAAGAUCGUUUCCGUAA
Molecule: messenger RNA, 660 nt
Organism: Dendroctonus ponderosae (mountain pine beetle)
Lineage: Eukaryota; Metazoa; Arthropoda; Insecta; Coleoptera; Curculionidae
Gene: ND-B16.6
Product: NADH dehydrogenase [ubiquinone] 1 alpha subcomplex subunit 13
Exons: 2
Coding region: 127-573 (148 amino acids)
Source: RefSeq, a predicted model, not a curated record